AUGGAACAUCCACCUUCUACCGCUAGACUGGCUUAUACAUCUGAUAAACACCCACGACAAACGUUCGAGUCAAUUAAUUUACUGCGUAAAAACCGAGAAUUAUGUGAUGUUGUGUUAAUAGUUGGUGUCAAGAAAAUUUUUGCACACCGUGUUAUUCUCUCAGCAUGUAGUCCCUAUUUUCAUGCCAUGUUUACAUGUGAAUUGGCAGAAAGUCGUCAAACAGAAGUGCCAAUUCGUGAUAUUGAUGAAAAUGCUAUGGAAUUAUUAAUUGACUUCUGUUACACAUCAAAUAUAACUGUGGAGGAGAGUAAUGUACAGACUUUAUUACCGGCUGCAUGUUUAUUACAACUUGUGGAAAUACAGGAUGUUUGUUGUGAAUUUUUACGUCGCCAACUUGAUCCUUCAAAUUGUUUAGGAAUUCGUGCAUUUGCUGAUACUCAUGCUUGCAGAGAUUUAUUGAGAAUUGCUGACAAAUUUACGCAAAAUAACUUCCAAGAUGUCAUGGAAUCAGAAGAGUUUUUACUACUUCCUGUCAAUCAGUUGGUAGAAAUUAUAUCCAGUGAUGAAUUAAAUGUACGAUCAGAAGAACAGGUUUACCAGGCAGUUAUGGGAUGGGUAAAAUAUAGUAUACAAGAAAGACGACAACAUCUUCCAACAGUUUUACAGCAUGUUAGACUUCCAAGAAUGAGUGCCAAAUUUUUAGUAGGAACGGUUGGUUCUGAUUUAUUAAUACGCAGUGAUGAAGCUUGUCGAGACCUAGUUGACGAAGCUAAAAACUACCUUUUAUUACCACAAGAAAGACCAUUAAUGCAAGGGCCAAGAACGCGACCAAGAAAACCAAUCAAAUGUGGAGAAGUACUGUUUGCAGUUGGUGGUUGGUGUAGUGGAGAUGCUAUAUCUAGUGUAGAGAAAUAUGAUCCACAAGCUAAUGAAUGGAGAUUAGUAGCACCAAUGAGUAAAAGAAGAUGUGGUGUUGGUGUGGCUGUAUUAAAUGAUUUAUUGUAUGCUGUUGGUGGUCAUGAUGGACAAUCUUAUUUAAACAGUAUUGAAAGAUAUGAUCCUCAUACUAAUCAAUGGAGUAGUGAUGUAGCCCCCACUAGUUCGUGUCGUACUAGUGUUGGUGUAGCUGUUCUGGGUGAUUAUUUAUAUGCUGUAGGUGGACAAGAUGGUGUCUCCUGUUUAAAUUAUGUUGAAAGGUAUGAUCCACAGACUAAUAAAUGGAAUAAAGUAACUUCAAUGAGUACAAGAAGGUUAGGUGUGGGUGUAGCUGUAUUAGGAGGAUCUCUGUAUGCUGUAGGAGGCAGUGAUGGUACAUGCCCUCUCAAUACAGUUGAGAGGUAUGAUCCCAGGAAUAAUAGAUGGAAUGCUGUAGCCUCAAUGGGUACAAGAAGAAAACAUUUAGGGGUAGCAGUAUUUAAUAAUAUGAUCUAUGCUGUUGGAGGUAGAGAUGAUACAACUGAAUUAUCCAGUGCUGAGAGAUAUAAUCCUCAAACUAAUAUGUGGCAACCUGUAGUAGCCAUGACUUCUCGUAGAAGUGGGGUUGGCUUAGCUGUAGUCAACGGUCAGUUAAUGGCUAUAGGUGGCUUUGAUGGUACUACAUAUCUAAAAACAGUGGAGGUUUAUGAUCCUGAAACUAAUUGCUGGAGGAUUGUAGGAGGAAUGAACUAUAGACGCUUAGGAGGUGGUGUUGGUGUGGUUAAAAUGCCGUCAAACGAUUCUCAUAUUUGGUGA
Molecule: messenger RNA, 1731 nt
Organism: Lottia gigantea (owl limpet)
Lineage: Eukaryota; Metazoa; Mollusca; Gastropoda; Lottiidae
Exons: 8
Coding region: 1-1731 (576 amino acids)
Molecular function (GO): protein binding
Source: RefSeq, a predicted model, not a curated record